Messenger RNA from Kwoniella botswanensis, 1356 nucleotides. RefSeq lists its product as uncharacterized. Gene Ontology annotation, biological process: nucleocytoplasmic transport. Gene Ontology annotation, molecular function: structural constituent of nuclear pore. The transcript is spliced from 7 exons. Lineage: Eukaryota; Fungi; Basidiomycota; Tremellomycetes; Tremellales; Cryptococcaceae. The record is from RefSeq and is a predicted model, not a curated record. The coding region runs from base 1 to 1356 and encodes 451 amino acids. Gene Ontology annotation, cellular component: nuclear pore.
AUGUCAUUCGGAAACUUCAAGUUCGGAGCGUCCUCCUUAACUCAACCUGCCGCUCCUUCUUUGUCAGUAACGAACCCUACACCUGGUACUACUCCUGCUACAGCAGCCGCGCCAUUCUCUUUCGGAAACAGCACCACCUCACAACCUGCCACUGCAACAGCUCCGACCUCAGGAGGUGGGCUUUUCGGUAAUUUAGGUGGACAACAGCAACAGCAACAACAGCAACCAGCUCAAGGUAGUACUUCUCUGUUCGGGGCGAAACCCGCGACCACGACUGGAGGGGGAUUGUUUGGAUCGACUACAAAUCCACCUCAACAAACAGGCGGUACGGGCUUAUUCGGCUCUACUUCUACUCAACCUCAACAGCCUGCUACUUCCGGUGGACUAUUUGGAUCGACUAAUCAACCACAACAGCAACAGCAAACUACCACUAACACCGGAGGUGGGUUAUUUGGCUCAACCACUGGAAGUAGUGGAUUGUUUGGAUCAACCAAUCAACAACAGCAACAACCUCAACAAAGCAGUUUAUUCGGUUCCACCAAUCAAGCCCAACCUCAACAAACCUCAUCAUCCUCGAUAUUCGGUCAAGCUGGUCAACCUCAGUCGUCUUCACUAUUUGGUCAGACGGCUCCUAAUAACAACAGUAACGUGCAAAACCAGCAAUUACAAACUUCCACAUCGAACAAGAGUAAUAAUGGUGGGAUAAGUAAGACGACCAAGUUCUCGGAAUUACCUGAAGGCGUGCAAAAGUAUAUCGAACAGAUGGAUAACGUCAUCAAAAGUCAGAAAGCGCAAGGAUCAGGAAUGAACAUUGAAGGGUUAGGACGAGCCAUCUGGCAGACUAGUUUGGAUGUGAAGGCUGCUAAUGAGGAAUACUCUGCCAUCUCACAUACACUCAAAUCCAUUUCCUCCUCUCUUACCCAACUUCGAGAGAGGAUGAUCAGCGAAGGACGAGAUGUGGAACGAGUCAAGGAGAUAUGGGAUGUAUAUAGAUCUGCCGAAGGGAGGAUGGGUCAGGUCAGAUUGGGUGCAUAUAGGGACUUCCCUCAGGAGUUCUUCGCUAAGAUUGCGGAUCAGAUGGAAGAACGUGUAGCAAGGUACAAAAAGACUAUAUCUCAACUGAACCGAGCUAUCAUCUCGCUAUCUUCGGAAGCCCACACGCCUUCACCUCAAGCUAUAGCUCAGACGAUACAGAAUCAUCAACAAGCAAUGUUGACUUUAGCUGCGCAGUUGGACGGUUUACAAUUAAGAAUGAAUGGUCUGAGAUCUGCUUUUGCUGAGGAAUGGAGAGAGAAGACUGGAAGUGUUAGGGAUCCAUUCGAAAUUGCUCGAGAAGAGAAGGCUGUGAAAGCCUAA